AUGGGUGAGGUUGAUCAAUGGGAAAACAUUCAUGAAGAUAUGCUGAACCAAAUUGCAAAGCGACUCUAUUCAUAUGAUGACUACCUUCAACUUCCAUUGGUUUGCAAGCAAUGGAACUCCAAACUUCCCAAGAUUCCCAAUGGCAUCAAAGCUCCGUGGCUGCUAGUACCUAUUGGUGGCGCUGCUAAAGAACCUUUCAAAGCUGGUAAGGACAUCUGCCAUGUCUCACAACUACCUACCAUUGAUGAAGAAACUGUUGACACUUUCAGUGUGGAAGAGAAGGGAAUUUACCAUCUCAAACUAGAGCUGCAAUACAAUCUUAUCCGUGGUUCUUGUCAUGGAUGGCUAAUAAUUGUAUCCAUAUAUGAAGGCACUAUACGAAUGCUAAAUCCAUUGACAAAGGUUUGCUUGGAUCUUCCUCCAAUCUCAACUCUACCAAACGUAAAUGAUGAUGGAGAUGAAUGUUCUUAUUAUCUUGGACCCUUAAAAUACAUCACGGACAUUGUAUAUGCAUAUAAAAUUAUAGUUUGGAAGGUUGUUAUAAAUUCAGCUCCUAUCAAUGACAAUAACAAUAAUUUUAUGGCUGUGGCUUUAUAUGGAGCAGCUACUCAUUUGGCUUUUUACAAGUCGAAUAGCAGGAAAUGGAUCAAAUUAACAACCAAUGACGAUCCAUAUACAUACUUUCAAGACGUUAUAUUUUUUCAAGAGAAGAUAUAUAUAAUAGAUGAUAAUGGGCAGCUAUACGAGUUUGAUACAAACACAAAGGCAGAGCCCGUGAGAAUAACUCAUGAAGUCACGCCUCCAUCUGAUGUUGUCACUCAAGAAGAAGUCACCAAUCUUAAAUACCUGAUUGGUUGUGCUGAUGGAAGUUUAUUGAUGGUGGUAAGACAUGUUCAUAAUUUGAUGCAGCAAGAUAAUCAGCGUUCCUAUGAGACUAUCAAAUUCGAUAUUUAUGAAUUGAAGAAAAAUGCAAACACAUGGUCAAGAAUAACUAGUUUGGGGAAUUAUGUGUUGGUAAUUGGAUUCAAUGGUUCUGUUCAAAUGUUGGCUGACGAUUUUUCAAAUUGCAAAGGAAAUCAGAUCUUCUUUACUGAUAAUUUUGUUGAUGACCAAACGUUAGACGACGUUGUUUACUAUCAUAAUAUUGGCAUCUUCAAUUUGGAAGAUGAGAGUUGUCAAACAGUAUUAUCAGAUGUUAACUUUUUUUGUCCUCCUGUUUGGAUAUUGCUUUAA
Messenger RNA from Arachis stenosperma, 1233 nucleotides. RefSeq names its product putative F-box protein At1g65770. NCBI's taxonomy places the organism in Eukaryota, Viridiplantae, Streptophyta, Magnoliopsida, Fabales, Fabaceae. The record is from RefSeq and is a predicted model, not a curated record. The coding region runs from base 1 to 1233 and encodes 410 amino acids. The transcript has a single exon.